Messenger RNA from Photinus pyralis (common eastern firefly), 1030 nucleotides. It is a transcript of the gene Sras, whose product is annotated as CAAX prenyl protease 2. Gene Ontology annotation, biological process: CAAX-box protein processing. Gene Ontology annotation, cellular component: endoplasmic reticulum membrane. The transcript has 7 exons. Gene Ontology annotation, molecular function: metalloendopeptidase activity. Bases 24 to 962 code for a protein of 312 amino acids. NCBI's taxonomy places the organism in Eukaryota, Metazoa, Arthropoda, Insecta, Coleoptera, Lampyridae. The record is from RefSeq and is a predicted model, not a curated record.
CACGUGACCACGAAAAUGUCAGCAUGGAGCUUGAAUUCAAGGCGAUCUUUGGCUGUUUUCUAUCAGUAACAACAUGUUUCUUAUUAUCCGUCGUCUAUAUUUCGAGUUUAUACGUUUGGGAUGCGAAAUACGACAGAAAUCAUCCCUCUACUAUAAAGAAGAGAUUUGUUAGCGUUUUUAUUAUGAUGUUUGUAUCCCCGGUCUUCUUAUACGCCUCGAUUAAUAAAAGGAUUUUGGAAAGGUCGAGCAUAUGGGAAAUAAUGGGAUUAAAGAUUCACGGUCUUUCGGAAGCCUUUUUAAUCCCAUGGUUUUUAACUAUGGUUCUGUUUCUGGGGCCUUUAUUUAUGCAACUCGUCAACGGUAGUUUAAAAAGUUACUUAAAACCAAUGUAUUGGGUUGACAGUAUGCAAAAUCUAAUUUGGCUUAGAAAUCAUGUGGUAGCACCUUUGUCAGAGGAAUUUACAUUUAGAUCGUGUAUGUUACCUUUAUUGCUUCAAAGUUUUUCACCCUCCACUGCAAUAUUUAUUUGUCCGUUGUUUUUCGGUGUAGCUCAUUUUCAUCACAUGAUCGAACGAAUACGUAAAGGACUAGAUUUUAAAACAGCAUUCUUAGCAUCGUGUUUUCAUUUUACAUACACAACAAUUUUUGGAAUGUACUCUGCAUUUUUACUAUGGCGCACUGGACACUUCGCAUCGACAUUCAUUGCACAUGCGUUUUGUAAUCACAUGGGAGUUCCCGAUAUUCAGGAGUUACUCACAUACAAAGAAUUGGCCCUCAGUUUGACACCAAAGAAGAGGCCUUUCAGCUUUAUUCAAAUCAUUUGUUCGGACGGGAGUAUCAGUAUUACUGCAGCGUCAUGUGCAGCAUUAACAGAACAAUACCUUUCAAUCUUCUACAAAGGAAGCAAACACCAAACAAUUGAUCAAUUGUGGUCACGGAAAAUGAUAAGUGUAGAGGUUUAGGCCUAGCAUCUAUGAAAUAAACCAAUAUUGUGCUUAUUUGUAAAAUGAUAAUCGCUUAGAGGAAAUAC